GUUGAUUCACUCUUCUGAACGGCUGCACGGCUGGGAGAAAAUCACAAUUUUAUAAACCGUAAAUUGAGCUACUGAUAUCAAUUUGUUUUUGUGAAAUCAAAAAUUUCACUUUCGACUUUAAAUAUUGAAAUAAAUUUUAAAUUAUUCAAAUGUGAAAGCAAAAGUGACUGCAUCUAUUGUGCUUAUGCUCGUUGUGUAUCGAGUGAGGUGAUUUAACAGGGAGCCUAAUUAGCAAUUCAUACUCCCAAAAAAAAUAUUGUCAUUUCAAUCGUCGAAAUUAAUGGUCUCAAAAUAUUCAUUGAAAUUUAUUCUGUCCAGUGUUGAUCGUUCAUUUGGCUGUUGUGACGAAGAGAAAUAAAUUGUCAAAUUAAAAUCGGAGUUGUGUGUUUUUUAAUGAGUUUUUCCACGAAACAUAUCUAUUUUAUGAGUAAGUUAUAGGUGUAUCGAGUAUGUGGCAGCCAGUAAAUAGCAAAUACGGCGUGGCAAUACACAAUUGGCAAGGAAAUGUUCAGCACGGCAUUGAAUUAGACGUGGGGGAUUCGGUGGAAAUUCUCGAAGAAUGUGCGCAAUGGUAUCGCGGUACAAGCUCCCGCAGGCCACGUUCCGUUGGCAUAUUUCCAAAAUCUUAUGUUCGACUAAAAGAUCCAACAAAAACCGACCCAGUCGUUGCCGAAUGUACGCAAGUUCUUCGAGAAUGGUCGGAAAUAUGGAAAAAACUUUAUGUGAACCGUGAUUGGUACAAGUUUUCAAUUCUUCGGAAGGCGAUGCUUUCAUUACUAGAGCUUCGGCGUGAACUAUUAAGUGCAACACUUACCCAAGAUCAAACAUUGGAAUUACGUCUUCAGGUCACUUCGAAAAUUGACUGGGGUAACAGGAAACUUUGCCUCGAUCUAGUACCACGAAUCGGACCAUUAGCUGUGAAUCCAUAUGAGAUUAGUAUUUCAUCGUUACAUCACGUUCAUGUCAGCUCAUCUGAAAAUGCUAAAGCAAGCUCUAGUCGCGGAACAUUGCGUCGAAAAAGUGGAAAAAAGCUGUUAUCCCAUCAUCUUUAUUUUUGCAUGCGAGAUUUUGGCUAUUCAAUUGGAGAUGACGCAGAGGUGUUCUUUUAUCUGUACGAUGCAAGUCCUGGAGCUAUGCGCCAAAUUUCUGAGCGAUUUUCUGUACCUAUUCCCAAGGACGGCUAUGCACACUUCAACGAAAAACUACAUUCGAACUGUUGUGUAUUCACUGACCUAGGUGCUACCGAGAUAAAUUCUGAUCUUUAUUUGGUGACUAAUGUGGUACGAGCGGGGAAAAUGCUUCAAGAAUCAUUGAAAAAAAAUGAGAAAUCAAGUUCAACGCAAAUGUUUCGGCGUCCGUUUGGCGUUGGAGUUUUACCAUUGUCACUUCUCCUUAGUUCGGGCAGUGCGGAGAAUUUGAUCGAAGCUGAAGAAAAAGAUCACAGUUUUCGGCUGUUUCAAUGCGAGGAAAAAGAUUUUUAUCAGCUUCAUGAAAUGCUCAUCAAGAAAACGUCUGGCAAAUACUCACCAAUCAAUGGAAGCGGAAGUGGAAAUUCAUAUGGAAUCGGAGUCUCAGUCAAAAUGCUUCAUGGGGAAUUGCUUCAAGCAAAACAGGAACAACCACUUCUGUUUCAGGGAGCGGUAAUUACACGAAAAAUUGGAUUCCCGGACAUAAUUAUGCCCGGCGAUGUACGUAAUGAUUUGUUUUUAGCAAUAGACCGCGGUGAAUUUGAACGAGCUGGCAAGAGCACUGCAAAGAAUAUUGAAGUUCUUGUGAGUAUCAUUGAUUCGAAUGGUAAACUUAUACCAGACUGUUUUUGGGGCGCAUCCGGGAUUGAAAAUGCCAAAAAUCAAUUCAGGUCUAUGAUUUUGUACCAUAACAACUCACCUGCAUGGAAUGAGACGAUUCGAUUGAACUUACCGAUCGAAAAAUUCUCAACCGCUCACGUUCGUUUUGAGUUUCGACACUGCUCAACCAAAGAAAAGUCUGAGCCGAAACUCUUUGCAUUUAGUUUUGCACGUUUGAUGGAACCAAGUGGCGCAGCCUUAGCUGAUGGCCUGCAUGAGCUGUAUGUGUAUAAGUGUGAAGAUCCGUCAAAAUUAACCAAAGUCCCGUAUUUAACUCUGCGAUGCUCUGCUUUUGAUGAUCAGGGCAUAUUAGAUCAAACAGCUACUUUCCACAGAACAUCCAAGGAGUGCAUGUACAUUCGAUCACAUCUCAUUUCGACAAAGUUGACACAAAAUGCUGAUAUUUUAUCCAUACUGCAGUGGAAAGCACAUCCGGAACGUAUCAAAGAAGCAUUGUCACGUGUUUUGACACUACGCGAUGAAGAAUUAGUGAAAUUUCUUCAGGAUGUUUUGGACGCACUGUUCGCCAUUUUUUCAGAUGAGGAUGGAAACAGUACGGAGCACUCAGGGACUGUAUUUCAAGUUUUGGUUAGCAUAUUUAGUUUACUUCAAAGCUCAAAAUUCGAACACUUCAAACCGGUAAUGGACGAGUAUAUAGAUAAUCAUUUUGCGGCUGCAUUAGUUUACAAAGGACUCAUCACUUCCGUACAACAUUUGGCUGACUGCAUGACAACGGCAGAACAAUCUUCCGAGCCAAUCCCAAAAUACUUUGAUUCAUUGGAGUACGUAAUCAAACUAAUAAUACAGUCGAGAAAACUAUUUAAGGCACAAGCGACUGGUGGUCAAUAUGAGGACUCGUUUCGACAAGAUUUAUACAACCUGUUCAACGCACUCAGUCGCAUGCUAUCUGUGCCAACCAACGAAGCCAUUAUAGCUCCACAAGAAGCCCUUUUACGCACAAUUGGUGUCGUCGUCGAACAAUUACAAGGCAUACUUUCAGCACCAGACAUAGGGACGUUGACACGUGGCAUAUUUGAUGCCGUUGGUCGUGAUGCAUCUCCUCGUCUGAUUCAAGCCAAACUACUGGCUAUAAAAGAUCUGGUUAGUGGACGCUUAUUCCAAGAUGAGGUAUCUCGUUCGAUUAUUUUGGCCGUCACAACCAAGCACCUUCGGAUUCACCUGUCGCGUCGAAACGAAUUGAAACUUUGUGCCGAUAUUUUGUCGGAAGUGUUAAACUUUUUGUUCAGAUUGUCGAAAGAAAAUGCUGAAAAACCAUCAAACUACCUUGCGCAUGAUCUGAAUUCAUUAUGCCGAAAUAUUCUGGAUAUCUUGAUGCAAACAAUUAUUAUAAUUAUCGAAGCAUCACCACCGGUUUUAUCAUCAUUGGUUGCCGUACUGCUCGGGCUAUUGCAACAAUUGGACGAAUCUCAUUAUACAUAUCUGUUCGAAGAGCUUGAAGCAAGCGGCGAAUUAAAGGGAUUUCUACAUAAAUGUUUGCUUGUGCUGAAGGAACUUGUUCACUUGGACUGGCAAGUGUUUCCAUCCGAUUGGAUUGUAAUGAAAUUGGUGGCUAACAAUAUUAUCAGAAAAGCGCUGGAAGAAUUUGCAAAACCGUUAGUCUACCGUUAUCUGGAUGACAACACAUUCGAUUCCCAACUUUGGUGGGCAUAUUUUAGCUUAGCCACGGUUUUCACAACACAGCCAUGUCUGCAAUUGGAAAAAUAUAGUGAAACCAAGCAAAGAAAAAUUCUAAAUGAAUUUGGCGAUAUGCGAGUCAUGAUGGGAUUUCAAAUACUGAGCAUGUGGACACAUCUCAAUGAAAAUAAACUACAUUUCAUCCCGACUAUGGUUGGUCCAUUUUUAGAAAUUACAUUAGUGCCAGAGCUAUCACUGCGCAAGGCAACUCUAACAGUAUUUUACGAUAUGAUAGAGUGUGAACAAUCUGCACGCGGAUCAUUUCGAUUGAUUGAGAGUGAACUAAUUGACAAAUUGGAUUCGUUAAUCAAUGAAAAUAAAGGUGAUGAUGAAUACAGAGAACUAUUCAGUACCAUUAUUUUGGAGCGAUUGGAAACAGAAAAUCCACCGUGGUGUGGGGCCGGUGAAGUGUUUAUAAAAUCAGUGACAAAACUGUUGGAACGAUUGCUGGAUUAUAGAAAUGUCAUGCAAGGAGAUGAAAAUAGGGACAAACGAAUGAGUUGCACUGUGAAUUUAUUGAACUUCUAUAAGAGUGAGAUCGAUCGAAAGGAGAUGUAUUUACGGUACAUCUAUAAGCUAUAUGACUUACAUUUGCAAGCAGAGAACUAUACUGAAGCAGGUUUUACAUUGAAACUGUAUGCGGAUAUGCUAAGCUGGAGUAAGGAGACACUAACAUUUGCUCCGGAUGAUACAGUUGGUCAACAAGAAUGGGAACGAAAAGAAAAUCUUUACAUAGAAAUUUUGAAGAAUUUUGACAAAGGCAAAUCUUGGGAGAAAGGAAUCCCACUCUGCAAGGAAUUGGCAGAGUUUUAUGAGACGAAGCGAUUCGAUUUUGUGGCUUUGAGUAAUAUAUUGAACUUACAAGCAAAGUUUUUCCAGAACAUCUUAACUCAGAUACGCCCUGAACCAGAAUAUUUUCGGGUUGGAUUUUAUGGAAUGGGAUUCCCCUUGUUUGUGCGAAAUAAACAGUUCAUUUAUCGUGGUUUGGAAUACGAAAGGAUUGGCGCAUUCACUCAAAGGCUACAGAUUGAGUUUCCCCAAGCGCAGAUUUUAACGAAGAACACACCACCAGAGAAAUACUACUUUGAGGACAAAUGUCAAUAUAUUCAAAUCAGUAAUGUCCGCCCGAUUCCGGAUCACCCAUUAUUCAAAAAUACGAUGUUCCCUGUACCUGAAAAGGUCGCCAAAUUUUAUCAUGUCAAUGAUGUCAAACGUUUUCAACACGAUAGGCCGGUGUAUAAGGGUCAAGCUGAUAAAGAUAAAGACAACGAAUUCAGCCGAUUGUGGAUCGAGCGCACUCUACUUGACAUUUCAGAGCCGCUACCAAACAUCCUUCGUUGGUUCGAGAUCGUAGACAGGUCUUUUCAAGAGCUCACACCAGUCGAGUUUGCUUGUGAAACAAUGGAGAAUGUGGCAAAAGAGCUUCAUGAGCUUAUCGAGCAAUAUCGUGCCGAUCCAAAACGCAACAUUAAUCCGUUUUCAAUGCGGCUGCAGGGAUUGAUAGACGCGAAUGUGAUGGGCGGGAUAAGUAAAUAUCAGGAUGCAUUUUUCACGGAAGAGUUUCGGCAAUCUGCUGAGGGCAAGUCACAACAGGCAAAUGUGCAACGCCUAAAACAAUUGAUGCUGAAGCAGGUACAAAUUCUGGAAACGGCUCUAGCAUUACAUGGAAACUUGGCACCUGAAGGCGUACAACCAUUACACAAACGGCUUCUGGAACGUUUUACUCAAAUGAAACACAGUAUAAAUGGCAUGGACAAAAUUAAACGUCAUUUUUCGGAGAGUAUAGUUAAUACACCUCUGCCACCGCUACCGAUUGAAAAACGUUCGAUGAGCGUUAGCAACCAACCACGAUCUGCUACAAAUAGCCAUGAUUUAACCGAUGACAUAAUUGAUGAUCAUUCAAACUAUCACAUGAUGAACUUUGAAAAAGAAGAAAUUUAUACCAGACCAUCGAAACUUAAUGGAAAUCACGAGAUUAAACCGCAGUCAAUUCAACGAUGUAUCUCCAGCCGUGAUCAAAGCAUUUUGACUAGGAGUGAUAGCUCUUCAGCACCUCCGGUUCCGAUUCGCCCAAAAUCGGCUGGGUAUGGGAAUUAUGAUAGCCCCGAAAUUCCUCCAAAAUCCACCACUCAAGCACCUCCUUUGCCUCCACGAGGCGUAACACCAGACAAACGAAUAUCGAAUCCACUGCUGAAUUAUUGCAGCAUUGAUUAUCAAGAAAAUGACCUGCAUUCGGCAAGCAUGAUAAAGUCACCACUGCAAAAGUAUUCUGUUGUCAAUAUUCCGUUAGAAGAUCAAGCUGAAGCCGAUCAUGAUCAUUUUAAUCUAGCGAAUGUAAACUGCUCUGAACAAAUUGAAUACCGUGAUUCGGGUAUUUCAACCGCGUCUCAUGAUUUGAACUACGCAUUCAUUUGUAGUGAUGCUACACGAGCUAUUGGCAGCGCCAGCGGCCAGCACGUGAAUAUUGGAGAAGACAUACAGCACGUGAAUAUUGCAAUGUGGCAGACAGACAUGAAUGCAAACGAUAAAGAAGAUGAAUCAAAAAGAAAUCCACCGCCAAUACCACGAAAGAUGACCAGCUCCAUGAAUUAUGGAAUGAAUCACAGCAAUUCUGAUCUAUUCAAAGAAGAAAGCCUUGACCAUAUUGGUAAUGGCGAUGAACCAAAAAUUGAUGAUUAUUGCAUGCCAAAAAUUUCAAAUGCAAAUAACCAUUAGGUUUUAAGUGCGAUAGGCUCAAUUAUUUCUAUAAACCAAAUUUUUUUACAUAUUUUAAAUGUCAAUUUUUAAACACAAAAAAUAUUAUAACGAAGUGGCAAUAUCUAUUCUAAUCAUUUGAUAAAAUAUACAAGAAAUUGAAAUUGUGUCAUAUAUUGUAUUUGCUCAGCUCAGGCAAUAAGUAACUGUAGUUUACGAAUAAAUUGUCAUAGUACUCCAUUGGAAUAUGCGUCAUACAGAUAUGUCAUAACAGAAAGAUAUACGAACAGCAGAACUAGUUAUAAAUGUUCAUCACAUAUGGUCGCGGCCACGUAAGACGAAACCACGGAAAAAAAGUUAAAAGUGACAAAAAUGGUCUUAAAGUUAUUAGAUUGCUAUGAAAUUUUGCACCAAACUAUUAUUUCAUAAACUCAAUAUAUUCUGAGAAUUUCAUGGAAUUUGUAUUAUUUUUUCUUAUCAAAAUUGCCAAAUUUGCGAUUUUUUUUUGUCAUUUUUCGACUUUUUGUGGACUCUUUUUCGAGGGCGUAAAUUUCUAUCAAAAAUGUACAAAAUCAGUAGGUUAAAAACAUAUUCUUAUAGAAAAAGGUUCAAGGACGUUUUGUGUAACGUUACUGACGUCACUUUAACGUCUGUAGAUCCACCAAAAAUAUGUUUUUCAGCGUAAUCACCAUUUCUAUCGUUUCUUUGAUCCUUUAUCUUGAAAAUCUUGGUUAUGGCCCGAAAAAUAAAUCGCUAGAUUCGCUAAUUUUUUUGAAAAUAUAAAGCAACCUCGAAAAUCACUUCCAAAAUUAUGUAACGUUACUGACAACUUUGAACACUUAUAACUCCGUAAUCACAAGUGAUAGACAAAACUUUAAGCCAUUGAAUUAUUAGUCUUGGGAAGCUCUAUCGUAUGCAAUAGAAAAACUAUGAGUCUUAUUUAUUUUUUGAAGAGAUAUGAGCAAAAAUGUGCAAAAAAACGUGACGUUACUGACGAUGGCCGUGACCAUAUGCUGUUUGUCGUAUUUUUAAAUAGAUCUUUUGUCACUUUACCCUAAUGGCAUUAGGCUAAUGCAUAUUUCAAAUGGAUUGCAACGAUUUAUUUUUUUCAUUUUAACAAAGAAGAUUUGCGUUUUUAUAUCGAAUUUUAUACAGUUCAAGUCCAAGCCAUGUUAUUCAUAUCACAUUUGUGUUUAUGUUUUCUCUCUCUAUUGUUUAAAUAAUGUGAGCUAGAAUAAAUCUAUUGGUGACACUGUUGGGAAAGUAUAUUUUAUUCAGCCCGUUUUCUUACGUAAAAAAUAUUCUUGCGUGGGAAAAGGUAAUAUACAAAACUGAACUAUAUUCGGUAACGUUUAAAGAACACAAGUUGAAACAAAAACGUAGGCUGAAAAAUCAUGCUCACAGUCUCACUCAUAGAAAUAUUCCUUGAUAUUUUUUGUAUUCGCAUACCUUGCCAAUUCGAAAAGAAACGGACAAGUAUUAUUAAACGAUUUUUGUGAUUUGCUUUGUAUUAUUGUUUUGAAUUAUAUGUAAUAUGAACAACGAAUAUAAUAAUCAUACAUACUAUGUAUUUCAAUAUAAAA
This is a messenger RNA of Sitodiplosis mosellana (orange wheat blossom midge), 7819 nucleotides long. RefSeq names its product dedicator of cytokinesis protein 3 (gene spg). Gene Ontology annotation, biological process: small GTPase-mediated signal transduction. The coding region runs from base 450 to 6257 and encodes 1935 amino acids. Gene Ontology annotation, molecular function: small GTPase binding; guanyl-nucleotide exchange factor activity. The record is from RefSeq and is a predicted model, not a curated record. NCBI's taxonomy places the organism in Eukaryota, Metazoa, Arthropoda, Insecta, Diptera, Cecidomyiidae. Gene Ontology annotation, cellular component: plasma membrane; cytoplasm. The transcript is spliced from 17 exons.